CAUCCUCCAGAUACCCAUUCCCCCAGAAGAAUAGCUAAAGUUACAGAACUGAGGUCACCAGCUCAGUGCCUUGUCCUGCACAGAGGAGAGCAGAGCCAAAACUCUGCACUGGGAGGAGUCCCGGGUGGUGAUUUUCCUCAAAGACAUCAACAGAGACACUGUGCCUGGCCUCCCCUCAGCUUCUGGAGGCUACACCCUAACCCCACCUAAAUGGCAGGCACCUGGGACUGUGGAGCCCACAGCCCAGGUCUGAUCCACAGAAGAUUUCUAUAUGCCGGGAGAUGCCCAGCCUGGAGGUAAUCACACUCAGUGUCAACAGUGUCUCCACCCUGGAACCCGUGCGUGGCUGCCGACGCCUGAGCGAGCUGUACCUGAGGAGGAACCGCAUCCCCAGCCUGAACGAGCUCUUCUACCUGAAGGACUUGCCACACCUCCGGGUACUAUGGUUGGCCGAGAACCCGUGCUGCGGCGCCAGCCCACACCUCUACCGCAUGACCGUGCUGCGUAACCUGCCCCACCUGCAGAAGCUGGACAACCAAGCCGUGACGGAGGAAGAACUGACCCGCGCACUGAUGGAGGGCGAUGAGAUCACCGCCGCCCCCAGCAGAGAAGGCGCAGGCAAUGGCUGUCCCAAGCCCCCGUACAACCUCAGCUCUGUCGGCUCUGCCACUGAGACCAGCCAGCGCCUGCUGAGCUACACAGAGGAGACAGAAGUCCAGGGCCAGACUGCCUCAGACCAAUCUCCUUCCUUCUCACCAAGGGACACUAUGAAGAAUCCCAAGAAUAGGAACAUCCUGACCGCCAUAUUGCUGCUGCUGCGGGAGCUGGACACGGAGGGGCUAGAGACCGUCCAGCAGACUGUGGGCAACCGGCUACAGGCACUGCACAGACUGGAGCCCCAGGAAGACAUGGAGUGACUUCACAUGCGCCAGGAUCUGGACCCUGUUACGUCCUGAGGAAAUACAGCUCUGCCUGGAAAGCCUCCCUCUGGGUUCCCAGUGCAGAUGCAGUGGCUGCCGGCCAGGCCGACCCCUCUCCUGUGCUUAGAGCUGGCAGAGAUGCUGCCCACCAACAUGGCCCCUGGGACUUACCUGCUGAGGCCUCGAUGCCCUGGGCACCGUCUGACCCUGCCUCAGGGGAGGACUGUACAAGCCAUACCCUCCAAUAAAGCACUGUCUGUCUGGGCUGGAAGGUCUGGGGCAGGAAGCAUCUCAGCGGCGGGCAGGGCCUUGACCCCAGGGUUAUGCUGUUUCUCAGCCACUAGGGGGAGCCCUGGUAUCCCUGUAGCAAGCCUCCCUGGGAACUGCCUGGAAUAUCCCACAGGGCACUAUGUCCCAGGUGUCCUUAGACAUAGCCUGGGAGAAUGGAUUUCUUUCAGGACAAGGCUGGGCAGGACACUGUCCUGUUUCUUUCUUCAGGAGAGUGAUGUCACCUAGGUAGAGGGACUGUUGGGGACAUCCAGGGUCGCUCAUCAUUCUGAGGUGCCAGAUACCAUCAACAAAGCUGUGUUUGUUAGAGCAAUUUGGGGAGGCCCCGUAGCUUACCCAGGCAGGGCCACCUUAGUGCCACUCUGGGGUGACCUGCCACAAGGAAGGUACCAGCUCUGCUGAGUCUCCAAUCCCUGACCCCCACCACCAGCCACAAGGAAGGUAUCAAGGUUAACAUAUGUAAAACGACCUGAGGAAGGGCCAAGGGACAGGUAGAGCAGCGUGUGAAGAAGCCUGCUGCAAACAGUAGCUGGCUGUGUAGGUGACCUGUAAGGGUCUUAAUGCUGAAGGGUCAGGGCAGCUGGGCCCUUGGCUCGGCUCCACCACUGGCCCCCUUCCAAACAUGGGAAUACUUUCUCUCUUAAUAAACUGUUUCUACCAGU
Rattus norvegicus (Norway rat) is the source of this 1870-nucleotide messenger RNA. RefSeq names its product cilia and flagella associated protein 410 (gene Cfap410). NCBI's taxonomy places the organism in Eukaryota, Metazoa, Chordata, Mammalia, Rodentia, Muridae. The record is from RefSeq and is a predicted model, not a curated record. Gene Ontology annotation, cellular component: cytosol; mitochondrion; photoreceptor cell cilium.